GGAGGAGACCAUUUGGAAAAAGAGGUGGAUGAGAAAGAGAGAUCCAGAGAGAGAAAGCAAGAGCUGAUGAAGAGAUGGGUGUAAUGGAGAGAAUGUGGGAGAGGGGAGUGACUGAGAUGCCCUGUCUCCCUGUCACUGGCCUCACCAUGCCCAUCACUUUGCAGUGAUCCUUCUCCCAAUCCGUCGUCUGCCGCUUGCCAGCUGACAGGGGGCCUACUCUGGGCACGGCCACUGAUGAGAAGCAGCAGCCAUGCUUUAAAAUCAAUCCACCACCCUAAUAUGUCACGAAUGACUGCACAGGACUUGCCAAUAGCUUUAGGGGUGGAAGAGAUGACUUGUGACUGUACUGUAUCGGCUAGCUAAAUGGCUCCUUCUCGGAAGGGCAUUCAUUGACACAGCACUAAUUAACCCUGGCUACUAGCAACGAACAUCUUCUCUCGCUUGCUCUCUCAAACUCAUUAUGGUUGCAUACUUUUUUUUACACCUAAUUAAGAGUGAAUGCAUACGUACUUAAUGAAAUUCAGAGUGAGCUGGUAGUCUGUUUGCUGUUUUGAAAUGACAAGCGGUUCGGAGUCGAGCAAGUGUUUUGGUUUACAGAGCAACUUAAGAGCUGUACUUUUACCCAGAAAAGUGUUUGAUAUCUUUUUGUUACCAUUUCAUAUUCUAAAAUCCUGGUUGAUAAAAAGUGAAGUGCUGUUUUGUCCAUUGAUGGUGCGUGUUUGACCCUGGUGUUUCCCCUCCCAGUUGUCAGGGUUUUCCCGUUGGAUCAAACAGUCAUGUUGAAUUGUGACUUGAUUCAUCUUUGCUACUUCUUACUCUAAAUGUCACAUAUGUCAUAACCUUUUAACAUCACAAUGAUUCAUAGAUGCGGGACAGAGCAGCAAACUGUAGCGCUAUUACUCAGUGUUACAUAAGAUAGAACACAAAGCUAUCAGAGCACAGCAUUUCACAGCCAAAGACAUGUGGAAAGCAUGAGGCCAGAAUUGGAAGAAUCCAUAACUGAAGUGCAUCCAAUAAUUCAAGUCUGUCAUGAAGCCGUGCAUUUUAUUCAAUUGGCCUGUAUAUCACACAUGGGCAUCUGAUGAUGUGAAGAUACUGUGUGUUUACACUUCACAGAUGUUGUACUUUGUAUACAAUAUCUAUAUAAAAGUUAUAUUCUCCUUACAAAACGUAGUAAUUUUUAUUCAUGGAAUUUCGAUUUCAGAAUUCAGUAUGUGUUCAGGAAGCAUGUCUGAUACCUACCUUGCUGCCCAAAUACAACGCAAAGCCCUGUCUUAAUCGCAAUAUCUUCCUCCAUUGUUUGUUUGAAGUAUUAGGGGGUUGUUGCCAUGAGGAAUUGAUUGAUUAAUACUUUUAUCCAAUUAGUGUUCCCUCAUGCAAUUAAUCAGCUGGCCGGGGUUAGGCCCACUUGGUUGGCCAGACUGAGGCAGACAGAUGCUAGGGGCCUGACUCGUGAUGAAGAACCAUCCCCCCUUUUCUCUCUUGCCUCUAUUCUUCUCCAUCCUCCCCUCCACACACCUGGCGCGCGCUCCCCUCAUACAGUACUGUGCCAUCGCUCUUGUGCUUAGAGCACAUUGUUUGGGUGCUUGCCGAACACAACAAAUGGCAGGCUGAAAACACAUUUUCAUUAUUGUGGCUCGAGUUGUGAAGAGCUAGAUGAAAGUUGGCAUGAAAAGACAUGCAUGUUUUGGAGAGAUAAUGAACGAUAAAUGAGUUGAGCUUUAGGCAUGUUUUGUGUUUGCAGUAUGCAUUUAAAGCAUUUAUACAAUUUCAUAUAUGAUGGAAAACACUGCAGUGUAAAGCCCAGCCAGUGAUAAAUGCCUUUUGUUCUACAGGAAAACAUGAUGGUAACCUAUACUUUUCCUUCUUGUCUUUUUCAGGUUUUGCCAUUACCUUCAGCACUUUAUUUGGGGGACCCUCUCUAUGCCUGAAUCAUCCAGAAGAAUUCUGGAAUGGAAUAAGAUCUAAGCCAAUGGAGUCCCAUGAAGGAUACUGUUCCCUAAUACUGCAAUGGCGUCAAAAGAGACGGUCGCUGGACCAUACACAACCCUAGGGUCCUGGACCUAGAGAGACGCUUGUAAUCUGUGGAUCUGAGGACUCGAGUGUUCGAAUGACCUGCAUUUCUUUGAAAUCCAUUUUAAUUUGAAAAUACAAAAUAAAGAUAUUUUGAAAGAUAAUAACUAUGAAUUUUAGUGUCAAUCAGCUCCAAUAGUUUGGAGUUAGUAGUGAGAUACCCAAGGUUUUUAGUAAGAUUUUAACCUUGUUUUACCAGUUGCAUCCCGAAUUGACCUUGAUAAUGAUACCAAGGCCAUUUCAAUGGUUAUUGGUCCCACGAUCUUCUACUCAAAGGAGUUUGUCCAUUGCAGGAUUUCCCAAAUGAUUGAAUAAUUUAAAAAAAAUACCAUGUAUGGAUUGAAAUUGUCAAUUUGAAUUCUCAGGGAGUUUUGUAUCAAUAUCAGGCCCACUCCCUUCAACGCCAUACUUGUUUUAGAGAUUGUGGAGCUGCCGUCAACGACGUGAAACUGUGCUACCCAUAAAGCAUAUGGGAAAGCUAAGUCUUGGAAAUCUUGACUGGAGUUUUCCCUUGUACAGUAACAAAAGACAUCUCUGUUACCAGAAUAUAUUUGAUACCAGUGUAGACAGACAGUGGAGAUAAGUCUGGAAAAACUCAAUGGCGAAGAUCACACGGGAAAGAUAAGUCUGUUUUCAAAAUGAUUUGUCAAGUUUCUUCUGCAAAGAGAAAAAACAUUCUGCAGUCUUUCUAAAUUCACCGAAUCAUGGCGUGUCAUGACAUGCCCUGCAUCCUGAGACGGAACUAUUUAAGACAAUUGAAUACUCAAGAAUCUUGUGAAUGAAUCCAAGAGUCCUAGAACAGAAAUCUUGGUUGUCCUUGGUGUGUUUGUUCUUCAACAUUGCUGGCUUUAGGACUCUUUUCACCUCUCCGGUAAUCUCCGUCAUAUGUAGAGCCAAUCAGGAUUUUCCAAAAUGGCUACCUGUUGGAGACUGGGAGCUUGUAGCCUGUUGGUGGCCCUUUGGCUUUUGCAUUGCUGUAGUUGUGGAUGGUCAGAGACCACAAGGACUAAUGGCGUGGCCAAGGAUGAAACGAAGGAGCAGGAGCUCAUGUCCCAUGAACGAGUGAAGAGAGGAUGGGUGUGGAACCAGUUUUUUGUGGUGGAGGAGUACACAGGCACGGAACCACUCUACGUUGGAAAGAUACAAGAUGUGUUAGACUCAGUUAAACCCACACUCUGUGAGAUGUGCAUGCCACCAAUCAGUGGGCCACCAACAAAAAACAUCCACACAGAUUCGGACGAGGGCGAGGGGAACAUCAAGUACACCAUCUCCGGGGAAGGGGCGGGCACGAUCUUCAUCAUCGAUGAGUUGACGGGCGACAUCCACGCCACCGAGCGAUUAGACCGCGAGGAGCAGAGUUACUACACCCUCAGAGCUCAGGCCCGGGACCGGCUCACCAACCACCUGCUGGAAUCCGAGUCAGAGUUUGUCAUCAAAGUCCAGGAUAUCAACGACAGUGAACCCAAGUUCCUGGAAGGGCCCUAUAUCGGGAGUGUGGGAGAGCUUUCACAAAUAGGAACAUCGGUGAUGAAGGUCACUGCGUCGGAUGCAGAUGAUCCUACAUACGGGAGCAGUGCCAGGGUUGUGUACAGCGUGCUGGACGGAGAGAGGUUCUUCACAGUGGACAGACAGACAGGACUGAUUCGGACGGCCGUGGCAGAUCUGGACCGGGAGAAGCAGGAUCGCUACGAGCUGGUCGUCAAGGCAACCGACAUGGCAGGCCAAAUGGGCGGUCUCUCCGGCUCCACCACAGUGACCAUAGUUAUCACAGAUGUUAAUGACAACCCACCACGCUUUCCGCAGAAGAUGUACCAGUUUUCAAUGUCUGAGGGGGCAGCCGUGGGGACGCCGGUGGGGAGGGUGAUCGCCACGGACGCGGACAUGGGGGAGAACACAGACAUGAGCUACCUGAUCAAAGAUGAGGAGGGCGGGGAACUCUUCAAAGUCACCACCGACAGUGACACGCAAGAGGCCAUCAUCACCAUCAAAAAGGCAUUGGACUUUGAGAGCAAGCGCACACACAACGUGGUGGUGGAGGCUGUCAACAAGCACGUAGACCCCCGCUUUUCGGAGCUGGGUUCUUUUCGGGACCAGACCAUCGUGCGGGUCAGUGUAAACGACAUUGAUGAGCCGCCUGUCUUCCACCCUGCUGAGGGAACCAUCUUGGAGGUCCAGGAGGAUGCUAGGCUAGGGGCGCUGGUGGGCACUGUGACUGCCAAGGACCCGGACAUGGAGAACGCGCCUGUCAGGUACUCUAUUGACCAGAGUACGGACCAGGAGCAGAUCUUCCACAUUGAUCCAGUUUCGGGUGCCAUCACGCUGGGCAAUAUUCUGGACCGAGAGACGGCUGGCUGGCACAACAUUACUGUGAUGGCAGUGGAAGCAGAUAAUGUAUCCCAGAUAUCCCAUUCGUCAGUGAGCAUUCGUAUCCUGGAUGUGAAUGACAACCCUCCUGAACUGGCCACGCCCUAUGAGGCAUCUAUCUGUGAGGAUGCCAAGCCGGGUCAGCUCAUUCACUCUAUCAGCGUGGUGGAUAGGGACGAGCCGCAGUUGGGCCACCGCUACUACUUCACCCUGGCACCGGAGGCCACCAACAACCGCCACUUCACCCUGUGGGAUGUCAAAGACAAUACUGCGGGAAUCCGGACACAGCGUUCAGGCUUCAACCGCCACGAGCAGAACGUCUACCUCCUGCCUAUCCUGGUAGUGGAUAGCGGGCCUCCCGCCCUGAGCUCCACGGGCACCUUGACCAUCCACGUGUGUGGCUGUGACCCGGAGGGCACCAUCCAGUCCUGCAAUGCCACCGCCUACGCCAUUAGCACUUCACUCAGUCCCGGGGCCCUCAUAGCCCUACUGGUUUGCAUGCUCAUACUCAUUGUCCUGGUGCUGCUAAUCCUAACCCUGAAGCGUCACCGCAAGGGCCAGAGCAUGUCGGAGGAUGAGGAGGACAUGCGCGACAAUGUCAUCAAGUACAACGACGAGGGUGGCGGCGAGCAGGACACGCAGGCCUACGACAUGAGUACCCUGCGCAACCUCUUUGACUUUCCAGAGACCAAGGGUAGCUUGUCCGAGUCAGGCCCUGAGCUACGCACGCUGCCCCAGUGGAUUCAGGGGCGGAUGAGUGGUGACGGCGAGGCGGCCGACUUCUCCCUCUUCAAGGGCUACAUCCGCAAGAAGGUGGAGCAGACAGAUGGCGACCUGUCGGUGCCGCCCUACGACUCAUUCCAGACGUACGCCUUUGAGGGAAACAGCUCGCCAGCCCUCUCUCUCAGCUCCAUCCACACCCUGUCCACCACAUCUGAUCAGGAUUUCUCCUACCUCAGCGACUGGGGGCCGCGCUUCAGGCAACUGGCGGGAUACUAUGCCCCGGGACAUCCUGAGGAAGACGGCUCCUAGCGGUGUCCUCGGCCCAGACCCUUUCUCCUUUUCCAUCCCCAGCACUGUAUCAAGAGCCCAGUGUCAAAACUGUCCUAAAAAGCACUCCUCCAACUCCUUCAGAGCAACAGAACUGAAUCCCAGUCAGUGUGAGUCGGAAAGCAAUUUGGUCAACAACAAAAAAUCUUAUUUCGAAACUUCAAGUUUGACUUUUUUUCAAAGAGAAACAUUGAGUUUUCACAUGGUUUGAAAAGUCAUGGUGAAAGGUGGGCUGAUUAAAUGAGGGAUUAAAGGAGGUGUUAUCCAUUCACUAUUCCCUUUACAGUAAAGAACAAAUGAGUAAGACGUAAUACAAUAUAAGUGGUGCACCACAGGUUACAAUACAAUUACAUUUUACAUUUGUUUCUGGGUAUUUUCUGUCUGGAGUCAAAGACUGGUCCAUUUUUGGCUUUGUGAGUGUGGAGGCUCUGAGGACAUUCAGAGAAAUGAACGUUAUGAAACUCAGCAGGGGGUUAAUAUGUAUGUGUGAUAAAUAUGUAUUUAUUUAUGAACAAAUAUUAAUGUAUUUAUUCCUUUUGUAUUUAUGUAUUUAUUUUGUCCAUAAUCACCGCACCACUUGUAACAAUGGACAUCAAUGAAGAAUGAUACAGAAAUAUUUAUUAUGGUGAAAAAAACCUGAGGAGAGAAGAGCUUCUGUAUAAGCACGUAGCAGAGGACUUCACAAAGGUGAUAUUUGGGUCACAAACAACUGCAGUCUUGGAAAUAUUUGUAUUUAUUUUUCAGGAACACUUUUGUAAAAUAGACAACACGACUGGAAGACGGAGCGCGACUAAAAAGAAAAGGGUCAGAGAACAAAGGAUGAGUCGAUUCAGUGCAAAGAUUGGUUUUGGUUUGAUAUGCUUUCAAUGUAUUGUAAAGAUUUCUAAGGUGUGAUGAAGGAUGCGGGACAUUAGGUGUUAACUGGGUUUUUGCUUUUUCACCGCCAUUAAAAAGGCAAUAAGGCACAAUCCGCACAAGUGAUUCAAGACUAUACUGUAUGAAAUGACUGUGUUUUUUUCAUGGAGUUGGGUAUUUGUUCAUUCCAGAAUUUGUAUGUGUGUGUCCAACUUGUUUCCUAUUCCAGAAGAUUUGAUUACUUUUAUUUCACAGGGUGGAUGAAUAUGUGGGGUGACAGGUACAGAAAUAAGGGAUGAGUAGAUGGAAUUCCUCCACCCAGUAUCCAAAACCUAUUUAAUGUUGAUCUUAAACUUGCAAAUGUAUGGAAAAGAAAAUCAAUAAAAAAUGUAAUGAUU
This is a messenger RNA of Oncorhynchus kisutch (coho salmon), 6740 nucleotides long. Its product is annotated as cadherin-22. Gene Ontology annotation, biological process: cell morphogenesis; cell-cell junction assembly; multicellular organism development. Gene Ontology annotation, molecular function: calcium ion binding; beta-catenin binding; cadherin binding. NCBI's taxonomy places the organism in Eukaryota, Metazoa, Chordata, Actinopteri, Salmoniformes, Salmonidae. Gene Ontology annotation, cellular component: catenin complex; adherens junction; plasma membrane. The transcript is spliced from 12 exons. The record is from RefSeq and is a predicted model, not a curated record. The coding region runs from base 2986 to 5469 and encodes 827 amino acids.